UAGUUACAGACCGGUUGACUGGAGGGCUCGGUCAGACCAGGACCGGUUACUGAGUUACUGAGUUACUGAGUUACUGAGUUACUGAGUUACUGAGUUACUGAGUUACUGAGUUGAUUGGUGAGUUAGUGAGUUAGCAGCAGCAGCAGCGGUGGUGUUGAGGAGCGGAUGAGCUGGUUCACCUGCAGGUAACAGAGAUGUUGUGGAGCUCAGCAGGUCUGCGGUCAGCUGGUGUCGGUCUGGUCCGCUGCUGGUCGCUCUCAGUCGGUCUCAGGUCUCUCAGGUCCCGCUGUCCUCUCCGUUCCUCCCGGUUCUUCUCCGGUUCUGGUCCCCAGCAGGAGGAGGAGGUGAAGCGCUGGGUUCUGGCGGUCAGUCCGUUCAGCACCGUUCGGGCUCAGCUGAGCUGCAGCCUCUCCGUCAGCCCGCUGGACCCGCACCAGUUCCCCGAGGCGGACCGGGUCUUCAUCACGGUGCACCGGACCGACACCGAGCAGGAGGCCGGUCUGGAUCACCUGCAGGUCCGCUACGAGGACCGGAACCAAGAGCUGCUCAUCUCCGGGAAGAAGGUCCACAGCAGCGUGAAGAUCCACCUGACUGCUCCCAUCAAGACCAAUCUCUUCAUCACCACUGAAGGAACCGGCUCGGUGCAGGUGCAGAAGAUGGAGUGUGAUAUCUGCAGAGUGCAGACGGAGCAGGGCGACUGUGUGCUGCACUCUGUGAAGGGUCAUCAGGUUGAGGUCCGGUCCCGUGGAGGACACGUUACCGGUGUGGGCACCAUCCAUGGCAAUGUGGACAUCAGCACAUGUGGAGACAGUGGAGUGGAUGUCAAGAAGCUUCAGGGCACCAAGAUGAGUAUUUCAACAGAACGUGGCCCUCUGAAGGUCAAAGCCAUCUAUGCCGAGUCCAGCUGCGUCUCCUCCUGCUCUGGUAGAGUCCAACUGGGACUCGUACACGGUAACGCCACUGUGAAGAACGUGUCUGGAGAUACAAUUAUUGAUGGAUCGAACAGUUCCCUGAAGGUCUCCUCUCACAGCGGAGGCAUUGAUGUCUACGUGGGAGACGGUGGCAGCGCUGAACUCCACAGUCAGGAAGGAGCGGUGUGUGUGCGUGUCCCCUCCUCGUUGAGAGCUGGGAUGGAGCUCUGUGGUACAUCGGUGAAGAUCAGCCCAGAGGUUGUUCUGCAUGGAGUAGAAAACAACACAACUGAAGGCCAAACCACAGUUACUGGUUAUAUAAACGCAGAGUCCCCAGUGGACCGCUGGAUUAAAGCUCAGGCAGACACAAAUUCCGUCAGACUGAAGACACAAAGCUGGUUUGAAUCCCUGAAACUGGGCAGCUGAGUUACGAGCUUCACGCCGACAGAGCCAGAUGUUUACUGCUGCUCCUCAAGACUGGAUGUACCUUCACCUCAGACUCAGGAGAUGUGCUCAGCAAAUACUGACCUUUCAAUAAGGACAUGAUGUAUCAUCUAUAGUAUUUAACAGAUAAUCACUGUACACACAUGGCGUCUUGAAAGCAUACUGUUCUAUGAAACUGCACACCAGUGAUGCUUUGUGCUGAACUCUCAGUAGGUUUGAAUGUUAAUGACAAACUGUUUGCUUGCUCGUAUUUUUUGUACGUUUACUUGUGAUGUGAAAUAUUGCCAGAGGUUGAAUGUCCUCUUAUUGGUACAUUAUGUAAAUACUAUAAAAAAUGUAAGUAUCCAAAUGACAAAA
Messenger RNA from Sebastes umbrosus (honeycomb rockfish), 1712 nucleotides. It is a transcript of the gene fam185a, whose product is annotated as family with sequence similarity 185 member A. The record is from RefSeq and is a predicted model, not a curated record. The coding region runs from base 195 to 1337 and encodes 380 amino acids. Lineage: Eukaryota; Metazoa; Chordata; Actinopteri; Perciformes; Sebastidae. The transcript has 9 exons.